Sphaeroforma arctica JP610 is the source of this 715-nucleotide messenger RNA. RefSeq lists its product as hypothetical. Gene Ontology annotation, cellular component: endoplasmic reticulum-Golgi intermediate compartment; endoplasmic reticulum; Golgi membrane. Lineage: Eukaryota; Ichthyosporea; Ichthyophonida. The annotation marks the transcript as partial. The record is from RefSeq and is a predicted model, not a curated record. The transcript has 3 exons. Gene Ontology annotation, biological process: endoplasmic reticulum to Golgi vesicle-mediated transport; intracellular protein transport; protein secretion.
GGGACAACAACCCCUUCUCCAACCUAGAGAAGGCGUCGGUUGCUCAGGAGUCGCGUAUCUUCAAUGCUACACCCAUCCAGCCGCGCAAAUGCUGCUUCGUGCUGUCCAAAAUAUUGUAUAUCAUCUACCAGGGUGAUGUGUUCAGUACUAAGGAAGCCACCUCGGCUUUCUUUGCGAUGACGCGUCUGUUCCAGCACAAAGAUUCUUCUAUGCGUAAGCUGGUGUACCUAACCAUCAAGGAACUCGCCCCCAUGGCCGAGGAUGUGAUCAUCGUCACCUCCUCUCUGACCAAAGACAUGACGGGCAAGGAAGACUCGUACCGAGCCUCGGCUAUCCGUGCCCUGUGCCGUAUCACGGACGCGACGAUGAUUCAGGCGAUCGAGCGAUACCUCAAGCAGAGUAUUGUGGACAGAAACCCGGCCGUGGCCAGUGCGGCGCUGGUGUCGAGCGUGCAUCUGUUGCAGCAGAAGGCCACCUUCGAUGUGGUAAAGAGAUGGUCUAACGAGGUCCAGGAGGCGAUCCAGAACAAGAAUAUCAUGGUUCAAUACCAUGCCCUGGGUCUAUUGUAUAAGCUCAAGGAGAAGGAUCGUCUGGCUGUGUCCAAACUGGUGCAGACGCUCAUGCGCGGCUCUGUACGUUCCAGCUAUGCCACGUGCCUCCUCAUUCGCUUCGUAAAGAAGUGUAUGGAAGACGAUACCGAUCCCUCUGCUCGCAG